CCUAUAUCUUAAACACAAUAAUAUUCUAACAUUCCCCCUCAGUCGUAGCGGGAGUGAAGCGGACGAUUGCGAUUGAAUUUGUAGUCUUGCGCUUUCGUCGUCUUCUCCACUGCGCCAUCAUCAACUGCGUCUCUGAUGGGUCGACACCUAGGGCGGUGACUGCGUCCCCUUCUGGUGCCUUCCUUGUCUGUCCUCUCUUCCCUCCCGCAGUCACAGCGGGAGUGGCGUGGACGCUAGUGACGACGCGGACGCUGUUGACUGAAGUUGUCGCCGAUGAGUUGCUGUAGACGUAGCCAUGAAUGUCGAUGUCGAGGUAGCCGAUCAUUGCGAUAUAGCCAUGGUCGAGGUAGCCAUGAUCGAUGGUGUAGUCGUCGUGGAUGAUGAAGCCGCACAAAGCCGGAGGCGCAAAAAAAAUGCGCUAUGACGGAGCUGCAGAUGUUGACGAUGCACCUUGCAGAUGUCAGAGGGUGUCGCCGGCGAUGAGUCCAUUGGUUUUGCCAAGACCGGAGGAAGCCCACCGAGCACACAUCGGUUUUGCCAGAACCGUGUGGCUGUAUAGGGUCAUCACUGAAGUGACGCCGUGUCGAUGCAGUCGUGCCGUCGUGGAUGACGCGGUCGAUGCCGUCGUCGUGACGCGGUCAUUGCCGUCGUCGAGGUCGCGUCUUGCAGAAAAGUCUGUCAGAGGACGCUAGGUGUCCAUCUUGUGGACGAGGCGGCAGUGGUGGUGUGUUGAUGAAGAUAUUGGUGAAGACCACAUUGAUGAAGACCUUGACGAUGAAGUGCCUGUGAUGGCGUUGCCGUGGCGUGUCGACAAUGAUGAGUCGCUUGAAGGCGUCCCUCGUGGCGACGAAGUGUCGAUGUCGUGUCGUGUCGAAGAAGUAUGUUGGCUCGUAGCCUGGCGUAGUCAUACAACUUGAUGUCGCUCGGCUCAAUGCAGAGGCGUGGGUGUAGCCGUGCAGAUCGACUGUGGCGGUCGAUGCAGCCAUGCAGAAGAUGAUGUAGCUCGGCUCCGGACGUGGCGGCCGGUGUAGAUCGUACAGCUUGAUGUAGAUGGCAAGCCGUGCAGAUCGACUGUGGCGGUCGAUGCAGCCAUGCAGAAGAUGAUGUAGCUCGGCUCCGGACGUGGCGGCCGGUGUAGAUCGUACAGCUUGAUGUAGAUGGCAAGCCGGCGCGCAGGAGGUUGAUGGAGUCGGCUUGCUGAAGAUCGCGUCCGUGCGCGUGUCUCGAACGGGCUCUCCCGGUGUCCGACACACCGAGACUGCUGUGGUCGUCGGCCAGAUCGGAUCACGAUGAUGGUUGUUCCCACCCGUAGAUCGCAGAGGCCCACGCGUCGUUGCCUUUUGAUCCUUGCAGAAGGCCCGUGGCUCAAGUUCAAGGCACCAUGCCAUGCGCGUACGCAUGGCGGUUUUUGCGAGUUUUGCCAUGCACGUAUGCAUGUGCGCAUGGCCUUGUUCCGCGUACAAGUCGGUGCGGUUGCUGGCGUUUGGCGAUGGGUAACUCCGUGCUGAACUGCUGAUUCGAAGGAGUUGCUGGUUGCGCCGUCGGGAGAUCCGCGUACGAUCUCGUACGUGAUGGAAAUCGCCGCGAGAUCUACGCCCUCCCGCGAUCGGAGGACGAACUCCAGUGUGUUUGAGAUCAGGGGGCAUUACUGGAACCUGAUGCUGAACCCAAGGGACAGAAAGAGUGGCGACGAAAAUGAAUAUGUUUCUCUUAUGCUUGUGCUGUUUCAACUAUCUGAGAGAUCCCAUACGGUCGUGGAGGCAACUUUCAAGUUCUUGUUAUAUGAUCAGUCAUAUGGAAAGCACCACGAACAGCAUCAAGUGAGCCACAGUUUUCAGUCUACAAGCAGAGUCUCUGGGAGCUCAUGCAUGAUCCCCCUCGCGAAGCUUAAGGAGCAAUCCUCUGGAUUCCUCGUCAAAGACAGCUGUGUUUUCGGUAUCCAGUUCAUCAAAGUUGUCGCUGUUAAAGGUAACGAUGUGUCAGAGACGCUGUUUGUUCAGAAGACUAGCAACAUCUGCAGUGACCCGCAAGUCUACACCUGGAACAUUGAUGAUUUCUUUGUGUUGAAGAACCCGAGCACCUCCCCAGAGUUUGAGCUCUGUGGACACAAAUGGUUCAUCACUCUCUAUCCAUCUGGUUACGAUAAGAAUGGGAACUACCUCUCCCUGUCUCUGAGCAUGAAGGUUCCGGACACACUCGAUAAGGACUCGGCAAUCCUUGCAGAAGUUAGCAUAAGCAUCAAAGACCAGGAAACGGGGAACCACGCGAAAUCAUCAGCCCGGAUCCAGUUCAAGAAUGAUACCCACACUUCGUUAUGGGACAAGUUCAUAUCGUUGGAAGAUUUCAAGGACUCAUCAAAGGGUUAUCUCGUGAAGACAAAGUGCUGCAUUGAAGCUCAGGUUGAAGUCAUUGUUUCCUCCAAGACGGUGUAG
Messenger RNA from Triticum aestivum (bread wheat), 2432 nucleotides. RefSeq lists its product as uncharacterized. The record is from RefSeq and is a predicted model, not a curated record. Gene Ontology annotation, molecular function: protein binding. The transcript has 6 exons. Bases 1572 to 2432 code for a protein of 286 amino acids. Lineage: Eukaryota; Viridiplantae; Streptophyta; Magnoliopsida; Poales; Poaceae.